This is a messenger RNA of Jaminaea rosea, 1055 nucleotides long. RefSeq lists its product as hypothetical. Bases 164 to 718 code for a protein of 184 amino acids. NCBI's taxonomy places the organism in Eukaryota, Fungi, Basidiomycota, Exobasidiomycetes, Microstromatales. The transcript has a single exon. The record is from RefSeq and is a predicted model, not a curated record.
UUAGGGGAGCGAAUGCCUAGGGGUCGGUUAGGUGGCCGAGUAAAAGUCAGCGGCGAAGACCGCCUAUCUCCGUAGAAGGCUUCCACUCACAGUGGACCGUUUUGUCGCCGUUGCAAAGAGGAUCUAAAGGAUGGACUGAGGUGAGCAUUACGUCGCGUAGAGUAUGAUUGCGAUGUGUAGCUCACUUAGAUUUGCAGCUACGCCCGAGGCCAUGACGGUGUUGAAGAGAAUGAAGAAGGACACUUUGGCGGUAACCGACAUGUUUGAAGGUGAGAUGGUCGCUCGGAAGAGGGCGAGGCAACGGAGCAUUCUGCUUUUAUAUCGAGCGGACACGAUGAGGAAAGAGUCCUCAUCGAUGGUAAGACCGGCCAUCAGUGGUCACUCCACCGUCGCAAAGCCGCCUCGUUGCGGCCAUCUUCGUACCGCUGCCGUGCACCGCGGUCUGCUGAAGGCCCCGAAAGUUACUGGAAGUGAUCACCGACAAGCGGUCCUUCUUGGACGCUACCAUCAUUUGCAAGCAAAUCCUCGCACGCUUGGUACAGUACCUAUGGUGCCGCCGAUCUGGCAGCGGCCUCAAGGACGGGCCGUAGCGCAUGGAUGCAGCCGCGUCUGCGGAUGCGGCCCGCAAGCUAAGGGAUUCGCCACGAUUACCGAGCCGCAAAGCACCGAUCAAAGGCAGAUUUACGUCUCGCUGGAUCAUUACAGACGCUUUCACUGAAAGAAACCCGACGCGAGUCUGAUCAUACCAUUGCGCCGAUCUCACUGGUCUAAUAACAUCCGACAAAGAGGUCAACUCCCUUCGUCCUGCUGCCUUGUUCUUGACCUUUGCCAACCUGCCUCGCGUGCACUCAUGGUUAGCCGGACUUCUCGUUCGAUGCUGCGCCUGACCGCUUCUCACCUUCCUCGGGUUGUUCGAAAAAGAUGCCCAUGCCUUUCCCUCUACAGUGGGGCCCACAACGAAAGACAGAUUGCCGUCAAAGCUGAACUCGAGAGACUCGUCCUUAUCAACGCCGAGACAAUGCACUGCGAUGAAGCCGUCGCUGUGAUCGUCGAGG